GCCAAAAGGAAGGUGAAAGAUGCUAAGGAAGAUAAAAGAAUUAAAGCCUGACUUUGCUUUGGAGCACGAAUCCUAGCAUGUUAUACCGCUGUGUCCUGUGCACCCUGACUCUUGCUGUGCUUGUUGCUGGGAAUGUCCAUCCAGAAUGUGAUUUUAUAGCAGAGCUGAAGAAAAAGGAGGCUGAAUGCCUGGAAAACUCAGAGGAGUCCAGGAAUGCGACAUCAGGUUGCAAGAAAACCUGGGAUAAAUUACUUUGCUGGCCAGAGGCAGAUGCUGGAGAGACUCUUGCCUUACCUUGCCCAAACAUCCUCUUUCACUUCAUGGAAGAGCCAGCUGGGAUAAUAAGAAGAAACUGCACAAAGAAAGGCUGGUCAGAGCCAUUCCCUUCCUAUCAUAUUGCUUGUCCAGUUGAAGAUGAGAUUCCACUUGAAGAACAAUCCUACUUUUCUACGAUAAAGAUAAUAUAUACCAUAGGAUACAGCCUGUCUAUUACCUCACUCGUUAUUGCUGUGACAGUUCUAAUGGCAUUCAGGAGGCUACGCUGCCCCAGAAAUUACAUCCACAUACAGCUCUUUUUCACUUUCAUCUUAAAGGCUAUUGCCAUUUUCAUUAAGGAUUCUGUCCUUUUCCAAGAGGAAGACAUUGACCACUGCAGUUUCUCUACAACUGAAUGCAAGAUCUCAGUUGUUUUCUGUCACUACUUCAUGAUGACCAAUUUCAUAUGGCUGCUGGUAGAGGCUCUUUACCUUAAUUGUCUACUACUCUCAUCCCUUUCUCAUGGAAGAAAAUAUUUCUGGUGGCUGGUUCUCUUUGGUUGGGGUUUUCCAACACUUUUCACCUUCAUAUGGAUAUUAGCAAAGUUCUACUUUGAAGACACAUCAUGCUGGGAUAUUAAUCAGGACUCUCCUUACUGGUGGCUAAUCAAAGGACCUAUUAUAAUUUCUGUUGGGGUCAAUUUUGUCCUAUUUAUCAACAUCAUCAGAAUUUUGCUGAAAAAACUAGACCCCAGGCAAAUCAACUUCAAUAACUCAUCUCAGUACAGACGCCUCUCAAGGUCAACUCUGCUUCUAAUUCCUUUAUUUGGAACCCAUUAUAUUGUCUUCAACUUUCUUCCGGAAUACACCAGCCUUGGCAUUCGGCUUUAUUUAGAGCUCUGCUUUGGAUCUUUUCAGGGCUUUAUUGUAGCACUCCUCUACUGUUUCCUUAACCAAGAGGUGCAAACGGAAAUUGGCCGGAGAUGGCACGGUAAGAGAUAUGGACUUAUGCCAGUUUGGAGAAGGACAAGAUGGACUGUGCCAACCAGUUCUGGAGUAAAAAUGAAUACAUCUGUGUGCUAAGGACAGCCUCAGAAUCUGGAGAAAUCAGAAUAAUAAGCAUGAUUAGGGAAAACAAACAACAGCAAAAAAAAUCUUAACAAUGACACUUUAUUGAGAGCAAAUUGGAGGAAGAUCCACAUCUGCAGAAAUUCUGCCCACCAGCUAUCUCUUACACUAUAAGUGCUGAAGUGAUGGAUUGACUGAUUUUCCAAUUAUAAUUACCCUCUCAUGGAUAAACCACUGCAACACACACUGCAGAUAUUGCCUCUUCUUCAUUCCCUGUCCGUACUCUCUUAUUAAUGAAUUGUGUAGCAUAAUGUGACAGGGAGUGGGCACCAGGAGCACCCUUCAGUGACACCAUAAAUGACCAUCUCUGGAAAUAAGUACUCAGUCUUCACACAAUGGGCGCAGGAGUCUAUUCAGCUUGUUCAAUAUUUGUUUUCUAUUUCAACUCUGUAGAGAUGCAAUGCCUUGUCAAGAAAUGAAAUGCCUUGUCAAACUGCAACACAUGACUAAAAACUUCUGUUUCUUCUUCUAUUCUCUAUUUACAUAAAAUAGUCUCAAUAUACAUGGCAAAAACAAAUAGACUCUCGUAUUCAAAUGUUAUUCCAGUAACUACAGAAGUCUUCUGAAAGCCAAAUAUCAGAAAGAAGAGGAAACAGCUCCAUAAGAAAUAACUGCUCUUUGCAAGAUAAUUCAAAAGAAAAGUAAUAAAUGUGUUCUGCACAGAAGAGAAGGGCUAGGAAUGUUGCUAAGUAUUUUCUCAUGUCUGACUGGUUGUGCUCACCACUGUUCAGAAGCCUGUAAUUAAAUGUACACUUGUACGUACACAGGUUAUGUUGAAGGCCUUAUGGUGUCAUUCAUUUUUAUUCCCUUCCCUUACCCAAAAAGGUUGAAGAUGAGCUAGAUGGAAGAACAUGGUGACUGAUGAUUUCUUUCAAGUGAGUAACAGAGGUAAAUUCCUGAAAAUGGAGGUGUUUCAGCCUAAGGAGAUCAUGGCCUCUACCCAUUAGAAAGGGAGACCACAGUAAGCAGUUAGAGUAAAAAGUCUGCAUGUUACCCACCUCUACCCACAGACAUUUAGAUAUAGAAAAUCUCCUACGACUUCUGCAUUUCUGUUGUACAAUUAACUGCAAAAUUUCCCCUGAAGGCCAUCAUGAGCUAUAACUGGAAGAUAAAAGGAGAUUAAAAAACAAUCAAAAUUCUUCCUUCUACUAAACAGAUCAGUCAUUGUCUGGCUCACCCAGUUUCUGAAUAUGUGAUGGCAUUUUGCUUGUCUCCAUGUCUCAACCGGUGGUAUAACAUGUCAUAUUAGGUAUUAUAAAUACUUACUGUAUUAAUUGGAUUUUCUGGCUGGUAAUCAGGUUCUAAAACUCUGAAAUGAUAUUACCAUGAUGACACUGAGGUUAAACGGACGUAUUAUGAAUAGAUAUGAAGGCACAUAAAUGCACAGAUUUCUCAGGGCUCUUGUUCUCUGCUUUUAUAGAAGCCUGCAUUGAGGGCUUGGACCCAAACCCUCUGAAUCAAGAAUACCAGCUAUCUGUCCAAACAGUUUUGAUUUACAUUUUAGAACAUACAGUAAGGAAGAUAUUUGGCUGCAUUCAAACAUCAUUUCAGCUAACAUGAACAGAAGUGAAACGCAGAGAAUUUGGCAAAAAUUAUGAUACAUUAAAAGCAAAUUUGAUCUUGAAUAUGUUGUGUUACACAAAACUAAAACCCACACAGUCUUCAUUGUUUUUCAGGAAGGGA
Tympanuchus pallidicinctus (lesser prairie-chicken) is the source of this 3065-nucleotide messenger RNA. RefSeq names its product growth hormone releasing hormone receptor (gene GHRHR). The coding region runs from base 78 to 1337 and encodes 419 amino acids. Gene Ontology annotation, cellular component: plasma membrane. The record is from RefSeq and is a predicted model, not a curated record. Gene Ontology annotation, biological process: positive regulation of cell population proliferation; adenylate cyclase-activating G protein-coupled receptor signaling pathway; cell surface receptor signaling pathway. Lineage: Eukaryota; Metazoa; Chordata; Aves; Galliformes; Phasianidae. Gene Ontology annotation, molecular function: growth factor binding; growth hormone-releasing hormone receptor activity; peptide hormone binding. The transcript is spliced from 13 exons.